Dichomitus squalens LYAD-421 SS1 is the source of this 1826-nucleotide messenger RNA. RefSeq lists its product as uncharacterized. The record is from RefSeq and is a predicted model, not a curated record. Lineage: Eukaryota; Fungi; Basidiomycota; Agaricomycetes; Polyporales; Polyporaceae. Gene Ontology annotation, molecular function: protein binding. The coding region runs from base 1 to 1176 and encodes 391 amino acids. The transcript is spliced from 2 exons.
AUGCACCACCAACACUCCGAUACGCUUCCCUUCCCCGACUUCGCGUCGUCAGUGCCAGAACCCGACCGUGCUAGUCUCGCUAGGCUCAGCAGCGAUGAGAUCCGAGCCUGGACACUGAGGAAAUCGGACGAGUACCGCCUCCUCUCCUACACGAUGCCCUCCCUCCAUAAUGCUGCCGCACCGAUCCACACGCUUCCCCCUGAGCUGCUGCUCAAGAUAUUCGGUCAGACGUGGAAGGACUGGAGAAGCGUCCAUCUGACGUCCGUCUGCCGGCGAUGGCGCUCUGUCUACCUCUCCACGCCUCAAUUCUGGGCAGCAGCAGUUUCAGGGCUAACUUUCUUUUACUACGAUGGGACGGUUAUGGCCGGACGCGAGGACGUCCGACCGGUCACAGCCGCGUCUCUCGAAAGGUCCUGCCCAUGCCUCAUCAAAGCAAAGAUUAUGGGACCAGACGAGCUCCACCCACUAUCUUCUCUUCCUGUCGAGCUGUCUGUUCAUUCGUAUCGGAUCAGUUCUCUACAGCUCUACGUCGACGGCAGGCUGCUACACGAUUUGCCCCGGCUGUUGGAGAAGAGCACGCCAGCACUAGAAACACUCGACAUCUGUGGUGGAGACGAGGAUGCGCAACUAGGGCGAUUUGACCUGACGAGUUUGCCGCGCUUCUCUGAAAUCAAUCUUCCCCACCUGCACGAGGUGUUCAUCAGCCCGGCGGAAUUCUUCCCUCUGUUCACUGCCAGAUCCUUACGGAGAGUCAAGCUGGCCGAAUCCCAUUACGAUCCAGAUGUCAUGUCUCCGGAUCCUCGGGUUCUGCUGCGGGCGCUGCGCAACUGUCCCAAUAUCGAGACCUUGCAAUUUAGCGACUAUGCGAUCCCGUACGAGUGGCCGGUGCCGGGAGACGUUGCUGUCGUACACCUUCCCUUGCUCAAAGAGCUCGGAAUCUUCGACACCUCAGACACUUCGCCGGAGAAGAUAUACAGAGCCUUGCCGACCUCAUACCUUGUCAUCUCUUUCGAAGCCGCCCGUUCGACAGAGUUGCUCUGCGCAUACACGAUGAAUGCUCGUGGGAACUGGAGUGCUUUGCAGACCACUCUCAACAAGUCUGGAAAUUGCGCUUGGCUUAUGCCUCAUCGCUGGGCGAAGUUUUCUUGCGGGACUACUUCCAAGGGAUGCAUGUGACCCAUCUGGAGGUGCUCGAUGAGACGUUUCAUUCGUACGGCACACCGUGGAGGGAUUCAACAUGUACCGUCGAGGAUUGGGCCGUUCCCUUACAGGCCUUCCCCCAUCUCACCUCUCUCACCGUGUGCGGAGCAACCGGCCCUAACUCCGUCCUCCCAGCACUUGCUCAAUGCACGACCACGGCCGACGCUCCCUCCACGCAUCUACCUUGUCCGGCCUUGCAAAACUUGGUUCUCUGUUGGGCAAUUGAGAACACGCAUGAGCCAACAAACCUCCCGGAAGGGUGCGACACGGUGACGUACGCUUCGAGGGAUGCUGAAGAACAUAUCCGCUGGAGGUGUUCGACUUUACAGCCCGUGUUCGAGCAGCGUGCACUGAAAGGGGCACCAAGUCUGAAAACCCUCAUAUUCUGGGAAUACGAGACGAUGAGACAUCGUCCGUGGCUGGAAGAUGCAAUGAAGGACGGAAGGGUUCGCAUUCCUUCGACGUGUCGUGAUGACAGCAGUCCAGCCUGCCUUGCACGACUACGAGGAGUGGUAGGUGGCCCAGUGGUUUAUGGAGGCUAUUUGCUGGGAAAGACGAGCGAUAAUUGGUGAUCAAUGACCAGGACUGGUGCAAUGGACGACUGAUUGGCUGAAUAUGUACGUAAC